This is a messenger RNA of Empidonax traillii (willow flycatcher), 3283 nucleotides long. It is a transcript of the gene MUSK, whose product is annotated as muscle associated receptor tyrosine kinase. Gene Ontology annotation, biological process: positive regulation of kinase activity; cell surface receptor protein tyrosine kinase signaling pathway; protein phosphorylation. The record is from RefSeq and is a predicted model, not a curated record. The transcript is spliced from 17 exons. Gene Ontology annotation, cellular component: signaling receptor complex. Lineage: Eukaryota; Metazoa; Chordata; Aves; Passeriformes; Tyrannidae. Gene Ontology annotation, molecular function: ATP binding; transmembrane receptor protein tyrosine kinase activity; protein binding. The coding region runs from base 1 to 2859 and encodes 952 amino acids.
AUGCCUUCUGGAUCAAACAUGAAUGACUUGCUGAAGGUGCCCCUGGUGCACGUCCUCACCCUGGCAGCCCUCAGCUUGGCUGAGACACUCCUGAAAGCUCCCUUGAUCACCACUCCUUUGGAAACAGUGGAUGCACUAGUAGAGGAUGUGGCCAAGUUUGUCUGCGUAGUGGAGUCGUAUCCUGAGCCGGAGAUUACGUGGACACGCAACAGCAUUCCCAUCAGGCUGUUUGACACGCGGUACAGCAUACAGAGGAACGGGCAGCUCCUGACCAUCCUGAGCGUGGAGGACAGCGAUGAUGGGGUGUACUGCUGCACAGCAGAUAACGGGGUUGGAGCAGCUGCACAGAGCUGUGGGGCUCUCCAGGUGAAAAUGCGACCCAAAAUAACCCGACCACCUGUAAAUGUGGAAAUAAUAGAAGGCUUAAAGGCUGUUCUUCCAUGUGUCACAAUGGGGAACCCAAAACCUUCUGUUUCAUGGGUCAAAGGAGAAACAGUUGUAAAGGAGACUGCUCGCAUUGCUGUCCUCGAUUCAGGGAAUUUAAGGAUACACAAUGUUCAGAGAGAAGAUGCAGGACAGUAUCGUUGUGUAGCCAAGAACAGUCUGGGCACAGCCUAUCAACUAGCACCUUUGUCUUCUCUUGCAGUGUUUGCCAGAAUCCUGAAGGCUCCCGAAUCCCAAAAUAUCACCUUUGGUUCUGUGGUGACCUUGCGGUGCACAGCAACCGGCCUUCCAGUCCCUACUGUCACCUGGCUGGAAAAUGGGAAAGCUGUUUCUGCAGGGUCUGUAAUGGAAAGUGUCAAGGACAGAGUGGUUGAUUCCAGACUGCAGGUGUAUGUCACCCGACCUGGCCUGUUCACUUGCCUCGCCACGAACAAACACAGCAAAACUUUCGGAGCUGCAAAAGCAGCAGCAACCAUCAGCAUUUCAGAGUACAAGCUGUACAAGGGUGAUGCAGGUUACUGCAGCACUUACAGAGGUGAGGUGUGCAGUGCUAUCUUGGCGAAGAAUGCUCUUGUUUUCUUCAACUCCUCCUAUGCUGACCCAGAGGAGACCCAAGAGCUGCUUGUGCACACUGCCUGGACUGAACUGAAAAUGGUGAGUUCAUUCUGCCAACCGGCUGCUGAGUCUCUGCUGUGUAACUACAUCUUCCAGGAGUGCAAUCCCUCCGGAGCUGGGCCAGCUCCAAAACCAGUGUGCAGAGAGAAUUGCCUUGCUGUAAAGGAUCUCUACUGCUUUAAGGAAUGGCUCUCAAUGGAGGAAAACUCUCAGAAGGGGAUUUACAAGCCAGGGCUGAUGUUGCUCACUCUUCCCGAAUGCAACAGGCUGCCCAGCCUGCAUGAGGACCCCAGCUCCUGCAUACACAUCCCUUUCUUUGAUUUUAAGAAGGAGAAUAUAACAAGGACUUGCUACAGUGGCAAUGGCCAGUUUUACCAGGGCUGGGCCAACAUCACGGCCUCCGGCAUUCCCUGCCAGAAGUGGAGUGACCAGGCUCCCCACUUGCACAGGAGGACUCCUCAGGUUUUUCCUGAGCUGUCUGAUGCUGAGAAUUACUGCCGCAAUCCAGGAGGUGAGAAUGAACGUCCCUGGUGCUACACAAAGGACCCAGCCGUGACCUGGGAAUACUGCAGCGUGUCUCCCUGUGGAGAUGCAUUGUUAUCACUAGGAACAAGAAAACCAAAUGGAGAGACUCUAAAUCUCCCCCCUUCUCCUCCCUUUUCCCCUACGUACUCCAUGACUGUCAUCAUCUCGAUUAUCUCCAGCUUUGCUCUGGUUGGGAUCUUUGGCAUUGUCACUCUGGUUUGCUGCCGUCAUCGAAAGCAGUGGAAAACCAAAAAAAGAGAUUCCGAGACACCAACGCUCACUACUCUGCCCUCUGAACUACUUCUGGACCGGCUGCACCCCAACCCAAUGUACCAGCGCAUGCCCCUCCUCCUCAAUCCAAAACUGCUUAGCCUGGAGUAUCCCAGGAACAAUAUAGAAUAUGUGAGAGAUAUUGGGGAAGGAGCAUUUGGGAGAGUCUUCCAAGCCAGGGCCCCAGGGCUGCUGCCAUACGAGCCUUUCACAAUGGUGGCAGUGAAGAUGCUGAAGGAGGAAGCAUCCGCAGACAUGCAGGCUGACUUUCAGAGGGAAGCAGCUCUCAUGGCAGAGUUUGACAAUCCAAAUAUUGUCAAGCUUUUAGGUGUGUGCGCUGUUGGGAAACCCAUGUGCCUUCUGUUCGAGUACAUGGCCUACGGGGAUCUAAAUGAGUACCUGCGUGACCGCUCCCCCCGCAACCUCUGCAGCCUGGCACACAGCAGUCUGGACACAAGGAUUCGCCUCCCUAACCCCCUGGCUCUGUGCUGCAACAGCCAGCUCUGCAUUGCCAAGCAGGUUGCUGCUGGCAUGGCAUACCUCUCUGAGCGCAAAUUUGUCCACCGGGAUUUGGCCACCAGGAACUGUCUCGUUGGGGAGAACAUGGUGGUCAAAAUUGCUGAUUUUGGUCUUUCAAGGAACAUGUAUUCAGCUGACUAUUACAAAGCGAACGAGAAUGAUGCCAUCCCCAUCCGCUGGAUGCCUCCCGAGUCCAUUUUCUACAACCGCUACACCACAGAGUCUGAUGUGUGGGCCUAUGGAGUGGUGCUGUGGGAGAUCUUCUCCUAUGGCAUGCAGCCCUACUAUGGGAUGGCUCACGAAGAGGUCAUCUACUAUGUGAGGGAUGGGAACGUCCUCUCCUGCCCGGACAAUUGUCCCCUGGAGCUGUACAACCUGAUGCGGCUCUGCUGGAGCAAGCUGCCUGCUGACCGGCCAAGCUUUGCCAGUAUCCACCGCAUCUUGGAGCGCAUGUAUGAGAGGGCUGUGGCCAACAUGUCGGUCUGAGGAGUGCGUUUUCUUGCACUUCCUUCAUCUCCUGUGUCCACCUACCCAGACUGACUUGGACCAGCCCAUGAGAUCCUGAAUGAUGGUGGCUUCACACAAAUCCCACUUUGGGGGAAAAGAAACAGCUUGUUCUUCUACCAAGCAAGAGUUGUGGACUGCAUCCCCUUAGGCACCUCCCUGGGUGGGACUGUACCUCCAAAACAACAGGGCUGAUGUCUGGCCACCAAGCCAAGACUCCUUAAGUUGGUGAAGAUGUACCUAUAUUAAGCAUUUCCAGGAGCACAGAGUUCCCUAGGGAAUGCAAACAAUGUUUCAAUGGUGGUACUUCUCUUCCUAAUGGGUCUGUCCAUGUCUUUCUGCAUUUAUGCUCUUGGCUUUUGCCUUUUUCUUCCCUUUCUCAUAUGUUUUCAAGUAUGGUUUAAAA